AUGUCAGGUCUUUCCAGAAUCCAGCAGCCAGCAGGCAGGCAGGAGCCAAAGAGGGAGGGUUCGCCCAUGCAUCCACCACCUGCAGACUGUCUGGAGGCCAUGAUUGGGUCUUUGGAGCCGUUUCUAUGGGGGGUGGGCCCCGUUCGACCUGGAUGUGGGCAGGUACAGACAGUCCCAUGA
This is a messenger RNA of Colletotrichum paranaense, 180 nucleotides long. RefSeq lists its product as uncharacterized. The coding region runs from base 1 to 180 and encodes 59 amino acids. The transcript has a single exon. The record is from RefSeq and is a predicted model, not a curated record. NCBI's taxonomy places the organism in Eukaryota, Fungi, Ascomycota, Sordariomycetes, Glomerellales, Glomerellaceae.